This is a messenger RNA of Drosophila kikkawai, 2387 nucleotides long. It is a transcript of the gene laza, whose product is annotated as lazaro. Gene Ontology annotation, cellular component: plasma membrane. The record is from RefSeq and is a predicted model, not a curated record. Lineage: Eukaryota; Metazoa; Arthropoda; Insecta; Diptera; Drosophilidae. Gene Ontology annotation, biological process: signal transduction; phospholipid metabolic process; phospholipid dephosphorylation. Gene Ontology annotation, molecular function: phosphatidate phosphatase activity.
CAGAGGCAAGCGCCUGCCUCGAAGUCGACGGGCAGUCGCUACCGGCAGCUCGGCAGCGAUCGUCGCACUCGCAGUUGCUCUCAGUCGCAGUCCCAGUCUCGGUCGCAGUCACAGCGAGCUAGUCACAUUCAUCGCCGAUCCCAAAGAAAACGUCAGCGCGACCCAGAGCGCUUUAUAGACACCGAUCAGAGCGCGGUCGAGGCGGUUCGUUCGUGGUUCGCUGAGUCCGCUGCCAUUGGUUCAUGGGCUGCAAGGCGGCGCAGACUGACGGCCCCCUGAGUGACGGCUGCUGCCCGCAAUUCGCUAAUUUCCCGCGAAGAAAAUCGCCUUUGAACCCGGCCUGGGAAGUCGUGCGCGGUCUUUUCGAAAGUGCGCAAUUCGUGUGACAGCCGAAAAUAAAUAGCAAACAGCACACAGCAUACAGUGAGUGAGCACAUGGCCCCAGAGAUUGGGCGUGAAGUUUGAUUAAUCCGCGCAGAACCAGAGACAAAUGUACUGUCGGAACGGCUAGUGCCAAGUGUCAAGCGAUCGGCUUGGGCCCACGCGAUAAGAACGCCACUUGAGUGGGAAUAGGUCCAGUCAUAACAAAAACAUAGAAACCCAAACAGAAUCGCAAGCCGGGAGGCGGACAGCCACAAUGCACACCUUCAAGCGCGGCUUCUUCUGCGCGGACCUGAGUCUGCGCUACCCCUACAAGGACUGCACUAUAACGGUGCCGAUGCUGCUGCUGAUGAUGCUGCUGCUGCCGAUGCUCUUUGUGGCCGUGGUGGAGGUGAUGCGCAUCUGCAAGCGCUUCCGCACCAGGCUCUACCUGCGCAACCUGUGGCGCGCAGAGGCCACCUUCAGCUUCGGCUUCAUUGCCACCUACCUGACCACGGAGCUGGCCAAGGACGCGGUGGGGCGCCUAAGGCCGCACUUCUACCACGGCUGCUUGCCCAGCCUGAGCGAUGGCACCAGCUGCUCAGAUCCCCAGAACGCUGGCCUCUACAUGGAGCACUUCCUCUGCACCAACCGCAACCUCUCGGCGCGCCAGAUCCGGGAGCUGCACGUGAGCUUCCCGAGCGCUCACAGCAGUCUGAGCUUCUACUCGAUGCUGCUCCUGGCUCUCUACGUCCACGGCGUGUGGCGGGGGCGAGGCGGCGUGCGGGUGCUGCGGCACGUCCUGCAAUUCCUGCUCCUGAUGGCCGCCCUAUGUGUGUCGCUAAGUCGCGUUGCCGACUACUGGCACCACUGGUCCGACGUCCUGGCUGGGGCCAUCCUGGGCGCCACCUACGCCACCCUUACCGCAGUCUAUGUGGGAGAUCUGCUGCGCCACCGACCUCGAGGCUCCUCCAGAUGCCCGCCCCCGCUAGGCUACACAGCCUGCCAACACAUGCACCACCAUCACCAGCUAAUGGCAGAGAACAACAACUCCGCAGGCUCCGCCAAGGUGCACUUCCUGGCAACCACCGCCUCGGCCUCGAUGACCACCACCACCCCGCUGGAUGACAUACACGAUUCUGAGGAGGAGGAUUCGCGGGUCUCCGAGGACUCCCACGACUCUGAAGAUUCCCAUGACUCCCACAAUGAGGACGAUGACGACGACUUCUACAAGGAGCCUGCAACACGCCCCUCUCCGCCUCCCAAAGACCUGGCCCAUGUCGUCUAAGACAGCUGUGGAGCCACAAAGCUGAAAGGCGCGGGCAGGAGGGACUAAUCAGGGACUUAUCGGACGGCGGCUGCUAUUUCGACUAUUUUUCCAUUUAGAAAUCGACGCAAACAGAAAUAUGUGAUAAGCGCGCGGCGCACUCUCUACCUGAUAUGCCACUGUCCACCCCUGCUCCUCCUCCACCUCCACCGCCAGCGAUUUACGAAAUCCGAGGCGAGCGGCGUGCGGCGAUCAAUUGUGCAACGCACAGUGGGACCAGCCCAAGUUGGGAGUUCGCUUUUCGGAGGCAAUUUCAGAGACGGAUUGAGCCACUGUGUCUUUCCGCUGGCUACUGGUACUCCACACCCCACCACCCGCCAUCCCGCCUGGCGCAGGCUCCGACUCCAACUGCAGUUUGUUUGUAAACAAUGCCGCAGUCACGUCGCCGCCGCUGCCGCUUUUGAAGUGGGCAGCCCGCCAACGUGGAGCUCGCAGCGCUCCCAAUCAGCUGCGACAAUCUCUUGGCAGCGACGCCGGCUGCUCGACUGCACAGCUUUCUGGCCGAUAAUGCCAUAUAAAUAAUGAGGGGGAGCUUACGGUCCCGGCUAGCGCUCGCAUGCGAGGAUGAGAGCGAGGCGCGAGAUUUAUGAACAAAUCAAUUGAGUCGAGUUUAUUAUUAUUACUUGCUUUAUGUUAAUUAUGUUUGGCUUAAUCUAAGUGUUUGCUCUGCAGGCUGAUUAAAUAUUUAUUGCCCAAGUGA